Molecule: messenger RNA, 1739 nt
Organism: Chrysoperla carnea
Lineage: Eukaryota; Metazoa; Arthropoda; Insecta; Neuroptera; Chrysopidae
Product: probable cytochrome P450 12b2, mitochondrial
Exons: 10
Coding region: 146-1702 (518 amino acids)
Molecular function (GO): heme binding; monooxygenase activity; iron ion binding
Source: RefSeq, a predicted model, not a curated record
UUACUAACAUAAAGUAACUAUCAUGUUUGACUUGACUAUAUGUAGUUAUAGGAGUGAUUAUUAUUAAUUUUAACAUCAGAAGUGCUUUUAAUUCAAUCAAAUAUUUAUCUACGUUGCAUUUCUAAAAUAAGUUUUAAAAACAAAAAUGUUGUGUUCACGAUUUAAAAUAACACCAAAUAUUAACAAAAAUUAUAAGGUUUUACGAUGUUUAUUAUCGACAACAAAUGUUGCAGUUGAGUGGGAUAAUGCACAACCUUUUGAAACACUUCCAGGACCAAAACCACUACCAAUUUUGGGAAAUGCGCCGAGAUUUUUGCCACCUUUCGGUGAAUAUUCUGGUAAAAAUUUCCUGCAAAUAUAUCAACAAUUGCAAAAACAAUAUGGGGAUAUAAUGGUUUUAAGAGGAUUACCAGGAAGAGAACCAAUAGUUGUUACAUACUCUGUAAAUGAUAUUGAAACGAUGUAUCGAAAUGAAGGACCCAGACCUUAUCGUCCCGGAUUAGACUCGUUAAGAUACUACAGAAAACAUGUUCGGAAUGAUGUACAUAAAAUAUUGGGAUUAGCACUUUCCCAAGGUGAUGACUGGUGGGAUAUGCGAUCAAAGGUCAAUCCUGUUAUGAUGAAAACACAAUCAAUUCGACGUUAUACAAAAACGGUAUCAUCCAUAGCAGAUGAUUUAAUAAAAAAGAUUGAUAUUUUAUUGAGUAAAAGUGAUAAAUCAGAAUUACCUGACGAUUUUUUAAAUGAAUUAUUUCGAUGGAGUUUAGAGACAGUUUGUGCAAUUGCACUUGAUACACGGCUUGGGUGUUUGGAUCCUAAUAUGUCACACGAUUCUGAAGCACAGAAAAUGAUUGACGCAUCUGUAGAGAUGUUUGAAUGCAUUUAUGAAUUAGAUAUUCUUCCAUCAGUUUGGAAAUUUGUUAGUACACCAACGUUAAAAAAAUCAAUUAAAGUUAAUGAUUUUAUAACCAGCUAUGUGAUGAAACAUUUGGAUGCUGCAGAAGAAAGAAUGAAAAAUAAACCUUCAAAUUCGGAUCAUGAACCUAGUAUAUUAGAGCGGUUAAUUGUUAUUGAUAAAAAUGUUGCUAGUGCGAUGGUUAAUGAUGCUAUGAUAGCGGGGAUUGAAACGACCAGUAAAACAGUUGCUACAGUUAUGUAUUUCUUAGCAACUAAUCCAAAUGCUCAAGAUAAGUUACGAGAGGAAAUAAAUACAAUAUGGUCAGAUUCAUCAACGGACAUUACAAGUAAACAAAUCGAUCAAAUGCUAUAUCUCCGAGCCUGUAUUAAAGAGGCACAAAGAAUAGCUCCUGUAACUGUGGGUACCGUUCGUAAACUUGAUGUGGAUGUAGUUCUUUCGGGGUAUCAAAUUCCAAAAGGAACUGAUAUUCUAUCACCAAAUAUUGUUUUAUGUUUAUCGGAAAAACACUUUCCUCAACCUGAAAAAUAUUUACCAGAAAGAUGGCUUCGUAGUAGCCCUUCGGACCUAUCCGCACGAAAUACAAAUAUGUUUGUUUAUUUACCCUUUGGAUUUGGACCAAGAACAUGUAUUGGAAAACGUCUUGCUACGCAUGAAGUGGAGGUGCUAAUAGCAAAGUUAUUUAAAAAGUAUAAAUUCCAAUGGAAUUAUGGACCUAUGAGAUAUACAACUAAGUUAUUAUAUGAAGUAGCUGAUCCUUUACGGUUUGAACUUCAUCCCGUUUAAUUAUAAUGUGAUGUUAAAUUAUAACUUUUAACAGGAC